Messenger RNA from Plasmodium adleri (nom. inval.), 3858 nucleotides. RefSeq names its product palmitoyltransferase, putative. Gene Ontology annotation, cellular component: Golgi apparatus; endoplasmic reticulum. Lineage: Eukaryota; Apicomplexa; Aconoidasida; Haemosporida; Plasmodiidae. The transcript has 5 exons. The record is from RefSeq and is a predicted model, not a curated record. Gene Ontology annotation, biological process: peptidyl-L-cysteine S-palmitoylation; protein targeting to membrane. The coding region runs from base 1 to 3858 and encodes 1285 amino acids. Gene Ontology annotation, molecular function: protein-cysteine S-palmitoyltransferase activity.
AUGAAAAUAUUUAAAAGGAAGAAAACGAUAGAAGGAAGAACAAAUUUUGAUAAGGUUCAUAAUGUACAAAUAUAUGGAGAAAACCAAAUACAUUGUAAUGGGUCCUUGAUAUCAGGACCCGCCUUUUUAACAGUGGUAUCAUCCUUUCUUAUGAUAUUCAUCCCUGUAGCUAUUUUUCAUAUCUUUACAUCAACGUGGUUAUUUGAAAAAGAAAUAUAUUAUGUUUCUAUUGUCAAUUUAUUUUUUUUUAUUCUAACUAUAUACACAUUUUUGAGAACAAGUUUUAUGGAUCCUGGUAUAAUACCAAGACAAAAAUCUGUGUUGAAUUUGUAUGAUGUAAUUGUAGAACAAUAUAGAGAAACACAGCCACCCAGACAAAAGGAAUUAUUGAUAAAUGGGAAUUUUUAUAAGUUAAAAUAUUGUUAUACAUGUAAUAUAUAUAGAGGUAUAAGGACUGUUCAUUGUUCCAUUUGUGAUAAUUGUGUUGAAAAAUUUGAUCACCAUUGCCCAUGGGUUGGGAAUUGUAUUGGUGCACGAAAUUACAAAUAUUUUGUUUAUUUCGUUUUUAAUUUAUAUGUUUUGAUAUGUAUUACAUUAAGUGCUAGUAUUUAUAAAUUAGUUGUGUGUGUAAAUUUGUUAUCAAAUGAAGGAUAUAAUUCAGAAAAGAUUUUUAUACACAUAUGGAGAUUUGCUUCUGAUAGUAUAAUAUUAAUUAUAUAUACUAUUUUAACAUUAUGGUUUGUUGUAGGUUUAUUAUGUUAUCAUAUAUAUACUAUUGUUACAAAUCAAACAACAUACGAACAAAUAAAAACGUUUUAUCAAAAUGAUAAUCCAUUUAAUAUUGGAGUAUUAAAUAAUAUUAAAGAAAUAUUAUUUACCAAAACUAGACCAUCUUAUAUAAAUUUUGUAAACCCUAAAUUACAAAUUAUUGAUGAAAAUUCUUAUCAUAAUAUUUUAUUAUUAAGUGAUAAAGGAGUUUCUAUAUGUGAAGGGAAUGAUACGGAUGAUAAUAACUCAUUUUAUAAUAUUACUAAUGAAAUAAAUUAUAAAAAGAAAACCUUUAAGAAACCAAUUAAAUUAAUUAAUACACAUGAUUUUAUGUCAAAGGAUUAUCGUCUAAAUUUAUUUGAUAAUAAAAUUAAAAAUAAUAAAUCUAAUCAUAUGAAAAAAAAUAAAAAUAAAAUUAAUAAAAAAAAAAAAGAUCUUAACGAAAAAAAAAAAAAAGAUAUUAAUGAAAAAAAGAAAAAAGAUAUUAAUGAAAAAUAUAAUAAUACAUCUAAUAAAGCAAUAGGAAAAUCAAAUCAUUAUCUUAAAAUAGACAAAAAUUUUAGAUACUCAAAAAUUAAAUUACCAAAGGUAAGAAAAGAUAGUGAUAGUGAAAAUGCAAUAUGUGAUAUUGAGGAAACAAAUCUGGUACCUUUAAAGAGGGUUAUUCAUUUGAAUGAAAAUUUAGGAUUACCCAUGUUUAUGAAGGAUUUAAGUAGGAAUGAAAAUAUUAGUAUAAGUAGGGAUAAAAGUAAAGAUAAAAGUAGAGAUAAAAGUAGAGAUAAAAGUAAAGAUAAAAGUAAAGAUAAAAGUAAAAGUAUAGGUGAAAAAGAAAAUAUAGGUAAAGAGGGAAGUUAUUGUAAUAUACAUAGCAAGAAUAAUUCAUAUUAUAUACAUAACCAUGAUAAUAAUAAAGAUAAUAAUAAUAUUUAUAAUAAUAUGUAUCAUGAUAAUUAUUAUAAUGAUCAUAUGUGUAAUUGUAAUAACUCUACCUUUACUACAAAAACAAAUGAACAAUCUAUAGAUAUGAACAAUGAAAGCAUAGGAAGUUAUAUAAUGGAAAACGAAAUAAAUCAAGAUCUCUGUGAUUUUAGGGUUCAUGAUCUUAUGGGCAUUCAUCAAAAACGAAUGAAAGAUAAUAAUUAUAUUAUUGUUAUAAAAAAUUGGAAAGAAGAAAAUGAAAAUUAUAAAAAUAAAAUUAAAAAAAAUAAUAACACGAAUAAUGAUAGUGAUGAUAAUAAGGAUGGUAAUAAUAAGAGGGAUCAUAUUCAUAAUAAUAAUAUUGAUAAUAUUCAUAAUAAUGAAUAUAAUAGUUAUGAUAAUAAUCCUAAUUAUAAUUAUUACAUUAAUCAUAAUGAUGAAAAUGUAUAUAAAAAACAUAAUAUAGAAAAAACUAAUCAAUCUGGUAAUAUUCAUCAAAAUAAAAAUAUUAUGACUUAUGGUUAUAAUAAAAUAAAAUGUUUUAAUAAAAUUAUUCAUGCACAUAAUAAAAUUAAGCACUCAUUUUUUUAUAAUAAAAAAGGGUUUUCCUUUAUUCAAAAUUUAAAAAAUAAAAAAGAGACAUAUUAUGUUGUUAAAUAUUCAAAUGAAAGGGAUGAACAAAUCAAUGAAGAAGCAAUAUUGAAAAAAAAUAGAAAGGGUAAAAUGAGAAACGAUGAAAUGUUACAAGGAAAAGAAAUAAAAGAUGGUCAAGAAGAAAUAUAUUAUUAUGAUGAAAAGAAAUAUUUUAAUGAUGAAAAGAAAUAUUAUAAUGAUGAAAAGAAAUAUUAUAAUGAUGAAAAGAAAUAUUAUAAAGACGAAGUAAAAUAUCAUAAUGAUGAAGUAAAACAUCACAAUGAUGAAGAGAAAUAUUAUAAUGAUAAAGUAAAACAUCAUAAUGAUGAUGAUCAUUAUUAUGAAAAUAUUGAAAAUAUUCAUAAAUUAAAAUAUCUAAAUAAAUUUUUAUACGAUGAUAAUAAAAAUGAAAUGAAAAAAUAUAAACACAAUAAUAUAUAUUGUAAAAACAUUUUUACUAAAAAUUUUUUUUGUGAAUGUAUGGAUGAAUGUUGUUGUAACGGUGGUUAUGAAAAUGAGUUAAAAAAAGAAUGCAUUUAUAAUAAGUCGUCAAUUAGUGAUAAUACUAGUAUGGAUUCUCAUGUUAUGAACGUGAAAAGGAAAAAGAAAAGUAAUUAUAAGGAGAAAACAAAAAAAAUAAACGAUGAUGAUAAUUAUAAUGAUAAUGAUAAUCAUAAUCAUAAUGAUGGUGAUAGGGGAUUGAAAAAUGAUACUAGUAAAAAAAAUAAAAAAGAAAAACAAACAUAUAGACAUACUGAAACUCAGAACAAUAAAGAACUUAAUCAACAUUUUCAAAUUAUUCCUAAUGAUGAGUAUAUCCAAUAUAUUAAAUAUAUUGAUGAUAUGAAAAAGAAAGAUAGUUCUUUGUCUCAUCCUAAUGAUGUAAUCAUUAAUAUAUAUAGGAAUAAAUACGAUGAAAGGAAAAAGAAAAAAAAAAUUAAGUUUAUUUUAAAUAUAAGUAGAAAAAAAAAAAAAAAAAAAUUAUCAAGCAAUAAUAAUAUUUACCAUAAUAGUUUUAAUAAUAAUAGUAAUAACAAUUUGUUAAAAAAAAAAGAAGAAAGAAGGAAACGAAAAUAUAAAAAGCUUUAUAGAAUUUCUCAACUACUAAAAAGAAGAAAAAAGAAAUGUGAAUUUUAUAACCUUAGUAAAUUGAAUUAUUUGGAUAGUAGAAAAAUGUAUAAAUGGAAAUAUAAAAAUCAUUUAUUAAGAGAAAAAAUUAAAUUAUUAUCUAAAUCAAAUGAAAAUAUACAUUUGUGUUAUAAUAACAAAGAUUACUCAAAUUAUGAAAAUUAUAAUUUUAGUAAUUAUAAUAUCUUAAACAAGAAAAAUGAUAUUAAUAUAUUUAAUAAAAAAUUGAAAUAUCUAUCCAAAUAUGAUAAAAUGAAGUUAAUCAAUUAUUUAAUUUAUAAACAUAAACAAGAUAAAAUGCGUUCAGAUUUAAAAAAGAAAAGCACAGCAUCCAAAAUUUUUUAUUUCUUUACAUCCUUUGCUCUAAUAAUUAAUUGUAUACAUAUACCACCUAAUAAUGAUAAUGACUGA